ACGAUCUUUUUGCUGCUUGUGUUCGUUUUGAGUGCGAGAUCAUAUCCAGUGCUCAACAAACAAGAAACGUCCCAAUGCUCAGCAAGAAACAUUGCAAUCGUUCGCCGGAUAGUUCUUGACGAAUCGUACUUCUGCAAGUGGUGGUUAUCCGAUGCUCGGACCCGGUCGCCUUUCUUGGAGUUCACUCCGGCCCAGGUCGAUAAGCUCUGCAGAUGUAUCGUAACGACAUCCCCAAAGUCCAAACGUGAAGAUACUUCCACAGAUGAGUCUCUUCUCGAGAAGAGACAGACAAAGGCUGCAUGCAGCGCCGAAGUCAGCAUCCAGUUCACACAACCGUGGCGCUUCUGCAAAUUCUACAAUGCCUACCCCAGAACGACCUCUCCCUUUGCAAAAUAUUCUGCCAAGCGACUCAUCGCACUCUGCAACUGUGCAACUGACCAGGCUACAUCUUCCACAAAGAAAUCUUCUUCAUCGGUUUGCAAAAAUCCAUCCUCCUCAGAAAAAUCAUCUACUUCUAAGCGUCUGUCGACCACAAAGACAUCGUCAACACAGCGACCCACUUCAACCAAGAAGUCAUCAUCGACCCAGAAGACAACUAGCAGUCUGAUCAAAUCUUCAUCGCAGACAUCGUCUAGAUCGUCAACGAAGACCUCGUCCAUGAGCAAGAGUACACCCAGUUCUGUCAAGCAAGUCAUCAGCUCGUCAUCAAAGUCAUCGUUAACGAGCAAGGCCAGCACUACCACGAGCAAGCCCAGCACUGCCUUGACCAAGGCCAGUACUAUUACGAGCAAGCCCGUCUUGAAGAUCUCCUCAUUGAACACCGUCUAUUCCGAACGUUCCUUCGCUCAGGCCUUCAUCCAAAUCCUCGUCUUCGACAAAGAUCUCCAGCAGCUCAGCAAAUUACACCCCGAAGUCCUCGUCAACGCUCAGUAA
Aureobasidium vineae is the source of this 933-nucleotide messenger RNA. Lineage: Eukaryota; Fungi; Ascomycota; Dothideomycetes; Dothideales; Saccotheciaceae. The record is from the annotation of a GenBank genome assembly.